Molecule: messenger RNA, 155 nt
Organism: Racocetra fulgida
Lineage: Eukaryota; Fungi; Glomeromycota; Glomeromycetes; Diversisporales; Gigasporaceae
Source: the annotation of a GenBank genome assembly
AAGAAAAAGAAAAUAGAAAACAUACUUGCAGAGCCUGAAGAUAUCGAUGAUAACAAAACCUCAGAUAAAAAUAUGAAAUUAGAUGUUAAAGAUAUCAAUGAAGAUAAAGAAGAUUGUAAAAUGUUAGUAGUCAAUGAUAAAGUAUUUGAAAAAGG